Agelaius phoeniceus (red-winged blackbird) is the source of this 1726-nucleotide messenger RNA. NCBI's taxonomy places the organism in Eukaryota, Metazoa, Chordata, Aves, Passeriformes, Icteridae. The record is from RefSeq and is a predicted model, not a curated record.
AUGAGCGUGGCGGGGAAGCAGCCUCCUCCAGCACCGCUCGAGCGGCCCGGCAGCCUCCUCGUCCCCACCUGGACUAAAACUGGUAUUGCAUUGUUGUAUGAUGAAGUAUCUGAAAAUGCUUAUGACAUCCGACUGAAGCUUACAAAAGAGGUAUUAACAAUUCAAAAACAAGAUGUCGUCUGUGUUAGUGGAAGUGAUCACAGUGCAAAUCACAGAACUGUUACACUUCGUAGACAACCAGUUGGUGGCUUGGGCUUAAGCAUAAAGGGUGGUGCUGAGCACAAAGUGCCUGUCGUCAUAUCAAAAAUAUUUAAAAACCAAGCAGCUGAACAGACAGGAAUGUUAUUUAUAGGAGAUGCAAUAAUACAGGUUAAUGGUAUAAAUGUAGAGAGUGCUACCCAUGAAGAAGUGGUACACCUACUGCGAAAUGCUGGCGAUGAAGUUACCAUCACAGUUCAAUACCUCAGGGAAGCUCCAUCAUUUUUAAAGCUCCCAUUAGGUUCCCCUGGACCAUCCAGUGAUCACAGCAGUGGAACUUCAUCACCUCUCUUUGACAGUGGCUUACAUUUAAAUGGAAACUCAACCAACACGGCUCCAUCAUCACCUUCUUCACCCAUAGCUAAUGAACCAAAAUACGAGAAGCGCUGGCUAGACACCUUAUCAGUUCCUCUGUCGAUGGCUCGAAUCUCGAGGUACAAAACCGGAACAGAUAAAUUAAGAUCUAAUGCAUUUGAAGUGCUGGCACUCGAUGGAGUUAGUACUGGGAUACUUCAGUUUUAUACAGCCCAGGAGAGUGCUGACUGGCUGAGAGCAAUGUCUACUAACAUCAGUGAUUUGACACUUCAAAAUAUGAAAAUGGCAAAUAAAUGCUGUUCUCCCUCUGACCAGGUCAUACAUAUGGGAUGGGUAAAUGAGAGACUUGAAGGAACUGAUUCAUCUCAGCUCUACAAAUUCAAGUUUCUGGCCCUGAAGGGUUCAUCCUUCUACAUUUUCAGCACUCCACCGGUGAGCACACUAGACUGGGUACGAGCUGAAAAAAUCUAUAACCUCUGUGAGGUUCUAUUUAAAAUUCACAAGAUGAAGAAUCACAUACUGAAACAUAUCUUUCAGCUCUGGCUUGCUGAUGAUUGCUGGCUACAAGCAAACUUGUAUUUAGGUAUUCACCAGGACUUUGAUCUUGAGGACCAGAGGCCGUAUUGUUUCAGUGUUAUGGUUGGACAUGGCAAGAGCCACUAUUUCAACGUAGAGCUGGGCAGUGAAUUGGCAGUGUGGGAGAAAUCAUUCCAAAGAGCAAUUUUCUUGGAAGUUCAAAGAACAGGGUCUAAAACAUAUAUGUGCAGUUGGCAAGGGGAUACCCUGUGUUUCACAGUCGACUUUGCUCUAGGAUUUACCUGUUUUGACAGUAAAACGAAGAAUGUGCUGUGGAGGUUUAAAUUCUCUCAGCUCAAAGGCUCAUCAGAUGAUGGGAAAACAAGAGUAAAGCUGCUUUUUCAAAAUAUAGACACCAAACAAAUUGAGACAAAGGAACUUGAAUUUCAGGAUCUGACGGCAGUUUUACACUGUAUUCACUCCUUUAUAGCAGCAAAAGUGGCAUCUGUGGAUCCUGUAUUCAUAGACAGUCAGAGUGUUGCAAGAAAAUAUAUGUACAGUAACUGAUACUAGAUUAAAUGUUGUGACUAUGGAAAAUAAAUUAUUUUCUUAACAAAAGUAGUUAUUUCAUUCACGA